Carassius auratus (goldfish) is the source of this 1347-nucleotide messenger RNA. It is a transcript of the gene insb, whose product is annotated as preproinsulin b. The coding region runs from base 626 to 949 and encodes 107 amino acids. The record is from RefSeq and is a predicted model, not a curated record. Gene Ontology annotation, cellular component: extracellular region. NCBI's taxonomy places the organism in Eukaryota, Metazoa, Chordata, Actinopteri, Cypriniformes, Cyprinidae. The transcript is spliced from 3 exons. Gene Ontology annotation, molecular function: hormone activity.
UAUAACAUACAGAUGAAGGGAGGACUGAAAGAGCACAUUGUUUUACCUCAGGGGGUCCCAUUAGACGGGUCAUCCGUGUGUCCCUCAGUGUUAACACUUGAAGAAACUUAAAAGGUGAAGAUGCUGAUGCUCUUCAACUGCAACUUGACACAUUUUCCCCAGGAGUCUGUUUUUCAGAAGGCCUUGUGCCGCUUUAGACACCUCCGCACCCUUUCUCCAUAGGCCCACUUUCAUUAUAAAUCCUCACACAUCUGAGAACUACUUCCUGCUCUCACUUGCCCACAAGGACCUGCAUCCUGAUUGGCUGUUUAGUACAAUAAACAAUUCAGCAAGAUAAAAUGAUAGUAUACCUAACUGAAAUACUCUCCUGACCUGUACAUUUUAAGCUGAUCGUAAUAAAGCCCAUUACAGUUAUCUGAUGUGUUCCUAAUACUUCUUAGCGAGGUGACAUGCACACGGAGUCAUGUCAUUACACGGGAACUUUUGUUUUUCCGCUGAUGCCAUCAAGAGCGAGGGCUGGCAAUGGGAAGCUAUAUAAGCAGCACGAUUCAUCCCAAUCCUGACCACUCUGGAUAGACUGUGCUCACCCAGGAAAGGAAGUACAUGUCCACAGCUUCUGCCCAGCAUGGUCCUGUUGCUCCAGGCAGCAGCAUUAGUCCUGCUGCUGGCCUCCCUGCCUGGAUCACUCUCUACUCCAUCUCAGCAUCUGUGCGGCUCCAACCUGGUGGACGCGCUUUACCUUGUGUGUGGGCCUAGAGGCUUCUUUUACUCCAGCAGAAGCAGGAGGGACCUGGAGACUUUGCUGGCCUUGCUCUCAAAUUUAGCAGAUUACGAAGUAGCUGAGGCUGAUCCUUUAAAGCAGAAGGUGAUGAAGAUGAAGAGAGGGAUUGUGGAACGGUGCUGCCACAGGCCCUGCACCAUCUACCAGCUGGAAGACUACUGCAGCUGAACAAGCUUACAUGCUUUGUAAAGGUUAAUGAUUUUAAUAAAGGAUCAUUACAUGCAAGAAGUAUUUGCUUGAUUGUUUGCUUGUCAAUUUUAAUGGAGGCUUGUAGAAUAAAGGAAGGUUCCUUCCAAAGAAUACUGGGUGAUAGAAACAUGUUGUGGUUUCCCUUGUGUUGUAGCACCCUCUGCUGGGACUCUCAUGAGUUUAGGCUCUCAAACUGAUGAGAAAUGGAUGUUACAGUAAGAAAAUGUGUAAUAAUUGCGGUAUAAAAAUUCCAGUGACAAAGCAAAUAAAGAGAAAAGAAAGUAUUUUAUAUUAAAAGAUCCCAUUCCCACGUUCUGUUCUUUUAAUAAAAACAUUAAAAAUUUAUAUAAAAACUUAAUCUAAAAAAAAAAAAAAAA